Messenger RNA from Peromyscus leucopus (white-footed mouse), 1350 nucleotides. RefSeq names its product heterogeneous nuclear ribonucleoproteins C1/C2-like. The transcript has a single exon. NCBI's taxonomy places the organism in Eukaryota, Metazoa, Chordata, Mammalia, Rodentia, Cricetidae. Gene Ontology annotation, cellular component: nucleus. Gene Ontology annotation, molecular function: RNA binding. Bases 181 to 1065 code for a protein of 294 amino acids. The record is from RefSeq and is a predicted model, not a curated record.
AAAUCUGAUUUUCAGUGAAGAGACGGCGAGCGAACGGUUGUGCGCUGCUUGGCCGCUGUAGCUUCGGCGUCUCGGCACGGACCCGCGGUAGGAGAGGCAGUCUCUUCUCUCGCCCCAUCUUCUCGUGAGAUUUUUUUGAUCUUCAGCUACACUUUGUGAGAGACCUUGUAAUCAAAGGAGAUGGCUAGCAAUGUUACCAACAAAACAGACCCUCGAUCCAUGAAUUCCCGUGUAUUCAUUGGGAAUCUCAAUACACUUGUGGUCAAGAAGUCUGAUGUGGAGGCAAUCUUUUCAAAGUAUGGCAAAAUUGUGGGUUGCUCUGUGCAUAAGGGCUUUGCCUUCGUCCAAUAUGUUAAUGAAAGAAAUGCCCGAGCUGCUGUAGCUGGAGAGGAUGGCAGAAUGAUUGCUGGCCAGGUUUUAGAUAUUAAUCUGGCUGCAGAGCCAAAAGUGAACCGAGGAAAAGCAGGUGUGAAACGAUCUGCAGCGGAGAUGUACGGUUCCUCAUUUGAUUUGGACUAUGACUUUCAACGGGAUUAUUAUGACAGGAUGUACAGUUACCCAGCACGUGUUCCUCCUCCUCCUCCUAUUGCCCGAGCUGUGGUGCCUUCUAAACGCCAGCGCGUUUCUGGAAACACCUCUCGAAGGGGGAAAAGUGGAUUCAAUUCGAAGAGUGGACAACGGGGAUCUUCAUCGAAGUCUGGAAAGUUGAAAGGUGAUGACCUUCAGGCCAUCAAGAAGGAGCUGACUCAGAUAAAGCAAAAAGUGGAUUCUCUGCUGGAAAGCCUGGAAAAAACUGAAAAGGAACAAAGCAAGCAAGCAGUAGAGAUGAAGAAUGAAAAGUCAGAAGAAGAGCAGAGCAGUGCCUCUGUGAAAAAAGAUGAGACUAAUGUGAAGAUGGAGUCUGAGGCCGGUGCAGAUGACUCUGCUGAGGAGGGUGACCUGCUGGACGAUGAUGACAAUGAAGAUCGGGGGGAUGACCAGCUGGAGUUGAUCAAGGAUGAUGAAAAAGAGGCUGAGGAAGGAGAGGAUGACAGAGACAGCGCCAAUGGAGAGGAUGACUCUUAAGCACAUAGUGGAUUUAGAAAUCUUAUCCCAUUAUUCAUUUACCUAGGCGCUUGUGAGAGAUCAGAGUAACAGCAGAUCCUCUCCCCUAGAACUUCAGCACAUUCUCACUGUUCACCCUCUCCUUAUCCUUCCUGUUUCAUUGAUUCAUAAUUGCCCUGCGCCUAGUUCCAUUUUCACUUCCUUUGAUGCUCCUUAGUAGUUUUGUUAAGUCUUACCUUGUAAGUUUUGCUUUUAAUUUUGAUACCUCUUUGACUUAACAAUAAAAAGAUGUAUGGUUUUUAUCAA